CAUUAAUACUUUAACUCCAUCCUCCCUUCCUUAUAAAUAGACGUCUCGCCUCUCCUCUGCCUCACUCCAAACCUAGCUAGCUUCAGAAUUCUCCGGCAUUCCUGACUUGAGAAUUCCAGUUUAUUUGUAUUCGGCAUUGUCUGUAGUCUUUGAGUAGCUGUGCACAGAAAUCAAAAUGGUUAGUGGCCAGCUUUUGUCUAGGAUCGCAACCAAUGAGGGACAUGGGGAGAACUCCCCUUACUUCGAUGGAUGGAAGGAAUACGAUGGGAACCCCUUUCACCCAACUGAUAAUCCCGAUGGAGUCAUCCAAAUGGGCCUUGCAGAAAAUCAGCUUUCCUUUGAUUUGAUUACAGAUUGGAUUAAGCAAAAUCCUGAAGCCUCCAUUUGCAAUGCUGAAGGAGUUGAUAAGUUCAAAGAUAUUGCCAACUUCCAGGAUUAUCACGGUUUGCGGGAAUUCAGAGAGGCUAUUGCCAAGUUUAUGGGGAUGGUUCGAGGCGGUAAGGUAACUUUUGAUCCGGAUCGUGUAGUGAUGGGUGGAGGAGCCACCGGAGCGAACGAGCUGAUAAUGUUCUGCUUGGCUGAUCCUGGGGAUGCUUUCCUCGUUCCCUCACCUUACUAUCCAGCAUUCGACCGUGACCUGACAUGGCGAACUGGUGUCCAGAUUAUUCCAGUUGAUUGCUACAGCUCCAACAAUUUCCAGGUAACAAAGGAUGCACUUAUAUCAGCAUAUGAUAAAGCCCAAGAUGCCGGUAUUAAUGUCAAAGGCUUGAUCAUAGCCAACCCAUCGAAUCCACUGGGCACCAUUUUGGACAGGGAGACCUUAAAAGACUUGGUGAGCUUCAUCAAUGAGAGAAACAUUCACUUGGUCGCAGACGAAAUAUAUGCAGCUACCAUCUUCAGCUCCCCUAGCUUCAUAAGCGUCGCUGAGAUUAUCCAGGAGAUGGAUUGCAACCGUGAUCUUAUCCACAUUGUUUAUAGCCUGUCUAAGGACAUGGGACUCCCUGGCUUCAGAGUUGGCAUCGUUUAUUCCUAUAACGAUGCAGUCGUGAACUGCGGUCGCAGGAUGUCAAGCUUUGGGUUAGUCUCUUCUCAGACUCAAUAUUUGCUGGCUUCCAUGCUUUCGGAUGAGGAGUUUGUGAAGAAUUUUCUUGCGGAAAGCUCAAGAAGGCUAAACAAAAGGCACAAUAUGUUCACAAAGGGACUGGAACAAGUAGGGAUCAGUUGUUUAAAAGGCAAUGCUGGUCUCUAUGUUUGGAUGGACUUGCGCCAUCUCCUUAAAGAACCAACGUUCGAAGGGGAAAUGGCUCUGUGGAGGGUGAUUAUUUACCAAGUGAAGCUCAAUGUUUCGCCGGGCUCUUCUUUUCACUGCAAGGAGCCUGGUUGGUUUAGGGUGUGUUUUGCCAAUAUGGACGAUGAAACUGUGGAAGCUGCACUUAAAAGGAUACGGGCAUUUGUGUGUAAGGGAAAGGAAGAUCAGGAAAUGCCAACCAAGAGUAGCAAGCGAUGGCAAAAAAAUCUCCGACUCAGCUUCUCAGCUAGAAGAUUUGAAGAAGGAGUCAUGCUGUCACCCCACAUGAUGUCUCCUCACUCCCCAAUUCCUCACUCUCCGCUUGUUCGUGCUAAGUAAAAGGCAUGCACAUAAUAUAAUAAUGUUACUUAAUCUCUCUUGCCAGUUCUUGGAUAAUAUGGCCAAUUUAUUCAUUUUCUUUCUUUUUUUCCCAUUAGUUUGGAAUCUGAUAGAUUUUUGUGGGAUAUUAAUGUUUUCAUAUGCGUAGCAACUAGCAAGUCAUGUAUCAUGUUCGCAACUUAGCCUGCCUAAGUGAUUGGAAAGUGAUAAAACUAUGUAUAUAGUGCUCUGCUUUUAUAUUAAAAAGAAAAGAAAAGAAGUUAAUAAUGUAAUUUGUCCAUUAUUAACUGUGCUGUUCAAUGCAUUGCUGAUAUCUAAAAUUCAAUAGUAAUAGCUAGUUUCUCUGA
Molecule: messenger RNA, 1974 nt
Organism: Hevea brasiliensis (rubber tree)
Lineage: Eukaryota; Viridiplantae; Streptophyta; Magnoliopsida; Malpighiales; Euphorbiaceae
Product: 1-aminocyclopropane-1-carboxylate synthase 1
Exons: 4
Coding region: 176-1627 (483 amino acids)
Biological process (GO): amino acid metabolic process; biosynthetic process
Molecular function (GO): transaminase activity; pyridoxal phosphate binding
Source: RefSeq, a predicted model, not a curated record